UCACACUUUAUUGAGAAUUUCUCACGUCUGGCAAAGCCAUUAUUCCAGUGAACAGUGGGACAAAGGGUUAAGCGCAGAGGUGCAAAGGUCAGUGCUAGGCCAUACAGAUGCCUCAAGCCAGAAGAUUGGACAUCAGAUUGUGAAAUGUCAUUGGAAAAGCUUAAGAAGGCUAUUAGCAUUACCAUAAUUCUGGCUCACCCUGAAUUUAACAAGCCAUUUCUAUUAUUUACUGAUGCAUCAAUGGACGGUUUGGGUGCCGUUCUGAGUCAGGUAGUUGAUGGUGAGCUGAAACCAAGACCAGUUGCAUUUGCAAGCAAAUCCUUGUCCCGCUCUCAAGCCAGGUACCCAGCACAUCGGUUGGAAUUCUUUGCCCUUAAAUGGGCGGUGUGUGAUAAGUUUGCUCAUUGGUUAAAAGGAGCUCACUUUACAGUGCUAACCGAUAAUAACCCAUUAACGUACAUCAUGACCAAGCCCAAGCUUGACGCUUGCGAGCAGCGGUGGGUCUCGAAGUUAGCACCCUUCGACUUCGAUCUUAAAUACAUUCCAGGAUCACAGAACAUCCCUGCAGAUCUCCUGAGUCGUGAGCCAUUUACAAAAAGGUUUAGAAUAAAUGAACCAGGCAAUAAAGCAAAUCACAUGAGCCUUGAAUCUGUUCAGAAUGCAUUCGUUAUCUGUUAAUUCUCAAGAACAACAGAAUGUCGAGAAUGAGUGUAGAGACAGAAAAGAAGUGGAAAUUGAUGAGGUGAAAGCUGUUAUACAGUCCAGCCUAGACUGGGAUUCCAGCUUACCAGUGCGCACAGCCCAGUUGUCCCAAUGCUCAAGCCAUAUCUUGUACAGUCAGUCCACUCUUCCGGCGUUUACUGCUGCAGAAGUAAGAAGGAAACAAAGAGAAGAUGAUGUGGUGGUGCGGGUGAUCUAUUUUCUUGAGAGAAAAAGACGACCUUCACGGAGAGAAAAAGUUCACGAGACAGCUCAGGUGCUCCGUAUGUUGAAACAUUGGGAAAAGUUGGAGAUCAGAGAUGGAGUCCUUUAUAGGAUAUCUAAAGAUAAAGUUGGGAAGAGAAGGUAUCAGCUUGUAGUGCCUAACUCUCUGAAGUCGACCGUCUUAAGGGGAACUCACGAUGAUGUGGGCCAUCAGGGCCAGAGUAGAACCCUCCAUCUAGUUUGCCAGAGAUUUUUCUGGAAUGGAAUGGAUAACGAGGUGAGGAAGUAUGUGACGCACUGCAAACGUUGUGUCCUUAGCAAGACACCAGAGCCAGAUGCUAGAGCACCUUUGGAAUCUAUCAAAACAUGUGAACCACUAGAGCUGGUGUGCAUUGAUUUUUGGUCUGCUGAGGGGAGGAAUGGAGACAGUGUGGAUGUGCUCGUUCUCACAGACCAUUUUACCAAAAUGGCACAUGCGUUUCCUUGUCCUAAUCAGACGGCAAAGGUGGUGGCCCAAAAACUCUGGAACCAGUUCUUCUGUGUGUAUGGGUUUCCUCGUAGGAUCCACUCAGACCAAGGAGCGAAUUUUGAGAGUAAACUUAUAUCUGAGCUGCUGGAAAUAUCAGGAGUAAAGAAAUCUCAUACCACCCCCUACCACCCUAUGGGGAAUGGCCAAACAGAAAGGUUCAACAGAACUCUUGGCAACAUGAUUCGCUUUCUCCCUGCUAGAGCAAAAGAGCACUGGCCCCAGAUGAUACAAACAUUAACUUUUGCAUACAACUGCACAAUACAUGAGACUACUGGCUUCGCCCCGUUCUACCUCAUGUUUGGCAGGAUUCCAAGACUGCCAGUAGACAUCAUGUUUGAGAGUGUACUGAGAGAUAAUGAAGUGGUGGAUUAUAAUGAUUAUGUCAAUUCAUUCCAGAGAGACCUAAAGGAAGCCAUUAGGAUUGCUCAAGACAGCACAACACAGGCUCAGAAGAAGCAGGCUGAACAGUACAACAAACGAGUCAAAGGCGUUGCCUUGGAGAUUGGAGACAAAGUUCUGUUGGCCAGUCGUAGGGAAUGCGCAAGAGGGAAAUUGGCUGAUCUGUGGGAUUCAAUUGUUUAUGUUGUCACAUGGAAAAACCCUAAUGUGCAUGUUUACAAAGUUGAGGACCCUGUCACAAAGAAGAACAAAGUAGUUCAUAGGAACUUCAUACUGCCUGUAAAUUUCCUUCCAAUCAGCCAGAGUGAUUCAGAAUCGACUGUACUUUCAAACUUGUCAAAUGAUGGGUUAGAUGUGGAAUGGCCAGAGAAAGAAGGGGCAACACUGUAUGUUGAUGAAGACUAUGAUGACCAGAGGACAGCUGCCUGGGUGCUUCAGACCGAGAGCCCAGAGAUCCAAACUUAUGAAGUCCUGAGAGUGGAUGCAAAGAGUAAACUCAGACAGGAUCCUGUGUAUAGCCAAGAUCCACCUACCGAAUUUUUUGGUGAAGACUUGGAGGAUAAAACUGACACUGGAGACCCAAGUGAACAGUGGAGCGAACACGAUCAGUCAGAAGAUACUUUGAGCAACACAACCCCAUCAGACUGCACCCUAAGCAGUAUUAGUGGCUCACAUUGCUCUAGUGUGGAUAGUCCUGAAAGUGUUGAAGAGAUUGACACUAAAGGGGAAGAUAACAGUGUAAGAUUGGAAGGUGGUACCUUGCAUACACGGUCUGGUAGAAUGGUGAAGCCAGUAAGGAGAUUGAUUGAAUCCAUGAGUAUGUUGAGGGCUGAACCUAAAAAAAAAAUAAGAGACUCUUACUGUCUUGAUCCAGAUACUCUCUACCUAUGUUGAAAUCCAAAAUGUGAUAUAAUAGGAUCUCACAAGAAAGGACAUAAUGCGGUUGAAGGAGAUUCUUAAAUACAGUUUCUAAAAAAAGUAUUAAAAGGGGUAAAAAUAUCUAACUGAUCUUUGGAUCAAUUUAUCAUUUAUCUACCUGGCAGAUUAAUCUGCAGUCUUCACAGAUGACUUCAUGUCAUGGUUUUAAGGUCAUGUAAGGGAAAAGGUGCUCCUUUCAUAAGUUUUUCCCUGUUCCAUAAAGUUUGAUGAAAUUGGGCAGGGUGACUGUAAUGAUGUAAAAAGUGUUAUAAUUCAUCAAACUUUAUUUUGUCACUUUAAGAAAAACUUUGGUUCUUAGCCAGGUGCAGGAAGACUAAGGGAUGGUCCAUCAUUUCAUUAUAGGGGAGGAGUUAGGAGUAUAUAUAAAACUCAUGCAGAAUGGAAAUUGUGACUGUUUUACACAGCAUUUAAUCUCAGUGUUUAUCACACAUUAUAUCGCACUACUUCCUUGUACUGCAUGUAUUUGUUUAGAGAAAUGUUUAUGUUCUUUUGUGUUGCCGAUGUGGAAUACCCCCACCUUGAUCAAUGGUAUAUUCCCCUGGUGCUGCACUCUUCAGUCUGCGUGAAACAUUCUGAAGAGAGGUAUGCAUCUCUGUCAAUGGAAAAUUCGAACAUGUUCCUAGAGUAUAUUAAAUAGAAGUUACAAUGAAAUCAGAACAAAAUACUUUGGUAAUACUGUUGUUGACCCGGUUGUGUGUAAAAUUAAAGGUUGUACAUGUUUAACACUUGACAUAAAUUGUAUCGCUUUAAAGGUGCGAUGGUUAUUUCUAUGAACGGUACUUCUGACGUAUCAAUUUAUGUCCUAUGUUCAUUUUCAUAAGAAUGAAGAGGCUUGUUAAUGUUAAUUGUGAGUUUUAUUUAAUUUCGUUGUGGUAAAAUUAGUGGUUAAUUCAUCGCUCAAAGAGUGAAAUGCGCGCCAGUAAUCCACGGUGCAUUUUGGGUAAUGUAGUUCAUGACUAUAUGGUUAAAGUAAAGAAAUUGACACUGUGAAUUGUGACUUUAGUAUUGUAAGUUGCCUGCAUAUUAGAAGAUGGGACAAUGUACUAACUAAAUGAUGUAUUUACAGAUUGUGAAACAAGAACAAAGACAUUUGUUGUAAAGCUGUCCCAUUUUAUGCUUGCAGUAAACACCCAAGAAAAGGCACUACUGGUAUUUGUCCUUAUUUGGGGUUGGUCCUCUGAGCUGUGAAUGUUCCUGUGAGAUGGUAGUCAAC
Molecule: messenger RNA, 4004 nt
Organism: Myxocyprinus asiaticus (Chinese sucker)
Lineage: Eukaryota; Metazoa; Chordata; Actinopteri; Cypriniformes; Catostomidae
Exons: 2
Coding region: 659-2746 (695 amino acids)
Biological process (GO): DNA integration
Molecular function (GO): nucleic acid binding
Source: RefSeq, a predicted model, not a curated record